Messenger RNA from Ruditapes philippinarum (Manila clam), 4445 nucleotides. Its product is annotated as protein Wnt-5a-like. The coding region runs from base 683 to 1792 and encodes 369 amino acids. Gene Ontology annotation, molecular function: frizzled binding; cytokine activity. Gene Ontology annotation, cellular component: extracellular region. The record is from RefSeq and is a predicted model, not a curated record. Gene Ontology annotation, biological process: neuron differentiation; canonical Wnt signaling pathway; multicellular organism development. The transcript has 5 exons. NCBI's taxonomy places the organism in Eukaryota, Metazoa, Mollusca, Bivalvia, Venerida, Veneridae.
CAAAUGAUUGAAGUUAAAACUCCCACAAUGUGAGUAACAGACAUUUAUAACCGCUGUUAUAAAAUGAUGGAAUAAUUAGCUUACGGUGUAGACAGCGCAUAGUUUGGGGUGAAAACAAAUAUAUGACUUAUCGCAGAAAAAUUGAGUGAUUUAGCAAAAACUAUUUUCAUUAAUGACUGUAAAUGUGUUUACUUCUCGGUACAAAUGAAUAAUUUAUAUCUGUAUUUAUAACAGUGUUUCUUCAAGUGCGUUACUUAUUGUUUUGAUUUUCUUCUAACAUCAGAGACAGUGGGAUUUAACGACAACAACAAUAACAACAACAAAGGGGACACAAUACAUGUUAUAUGUGAAGAUAGAGGAGACUUCACGACGUGAGAGUUAUAUUGGUAUGCUGAUUCAUUGUUUAGAAUCAUUAUUUGUGAAGAGUGCUUAGUGAAAGUGAAAUAAUUUGGAUUGAGUUGUUGCUGCGAAUAAGAAAAAAGAGUUCAUACAAACGAAACUUCAACAGAAAAUACACUGUAGACACUACGGGAUUUUUUUUUUGCGAUUUUUUUGGUCGCAAAACGCUUAAUAUACUGACUGUGUUUAAAUAGAACGAGAUAAGAGGGGAUCUCAAAAUAAAGUUAAAAUAAAAAAAAAAGUGAAAAGUGAAUCUUUGUGGAUUUAAAAGUGAUAUGCUAUAAUGGCGAGAGUGAAUUAUUGGUGGAAUUUAUUUACAAAAUUGACUAUAUUUUGGAUACAUGCUCGAACUGUCGGUGCGUUCAAUGAAAUAUGGUGGAAUUUAGGGAUGUCGGGACUAGACGCUUUACAAAAUCCAAAUUUAUAUAUAGUGGGAACCAAAACUAUGUGUAUUCAACUUAAAGGAUUGUCACUUGGACAACAGAAACUAUGUGGUAUAUAUAGUGACCAUAUGCCCAGUAUCGGGGGCGGAGCCCAAAUGGGCAUCAGAGAGUGUCAGUACCAGUUCAGAUUCCGGCGGUGGAAUUGUACUACUAUAAAAGGAGAUUCAUCCGUUUUUGGUCCAGUUUUACAAAUAGCGAGCCGGGAGGCAGCUUUUACUCACGCUAUAUCGGCGGCCGGGGUAGUCCAUGCUAUCAGCCGGUCGUGCCGCGAGGGGGAGCUGGGCAGCUGUGGGUGUAGUAGGGCCAUGAGGCCGAAAGAUUUAAAUAGAGACUUUAUAUGGGGAGGCUGCGGAGACAAUAUAGAAUACGGGUAUAGAUUUGCUAAAGCGUUUGUUGACGUCAGAGAGCGGGAAAAGAAUCAUCCAAGGCAUUCAGACGCUUUAUCACGCAUGUUGAUGAAUUUACAUAAUAACGAAGCGGGAAGAAGAGCUGUUUACAAUUAUGCAAAGGUAGCUUGUAAAUGUCACGGCGUGUCAGGCUCAUGCAGUUUAAAGACGUGUUGGCAACAGCUUCCAACAUUCAGAGAGAUCGGUGAGCGUCUCAAGGAACGCUAUGAUGGCGGUGUAGAGGUAAAAUUUAACAAGCGAGGAACGAAACUGAAAAGAAAACAUAAGAAAUAUAAUAAACCAUCAAAAGAAGAUUUGAUAUAUUUACAACAAUCGCCCGACUAUUGUCAGGCAAACAAAGACACUGGUUCACUAGGAACUAAAGGACGUGAAUGUAACAAAGGGUCGGACGGUAUGGACGGUUGUAAUUUAAUGUGUUGUGGGCGUGGCUAUAAUACAUUUAAAAAGACACUUGUUGAACGGUGUAACUGUAAAUUUGUCUGGUGUUGUCAUGUGAAGUGUAAAACUUGUGAAAGUGUUCAAGAUAUUCACGUGUGUAAGUGAUCCAUCUAAUAAAACAGGAUCUAUCGAGCGUAUUGAAAACACAUCAUGUUCAGAAUGAAUGUUAUUUAACAACAGAAAGCUUUUGAAACCUUAGAAAUGACAUGGAGAAAACCAUUUUAGAAUGAGAUAAUAACCAAAACACAUGGACACCUCAUAGACAAUAGACGUGUAGUGUGCAGGUCUUGAUUUACCCGCACUAAUCUUGGAUCAUUCAGGAACGGAGGGUUGAGUGAGAUUUGUCUUUUAUAUUUAUAUGCAAUGUGAUUAUAUUAUAUGCAACGUCUGACAGCGCGAUUUGUUUGUAAUGUGAUUUCCAUGUAAACAUUAUAAAACAUGAGACCUUACUGUAUGGCCAGUUUUUUUUUAUUUCACAUUUGUGCAAUAUGUCGAUAUGUGUAGCGGAAGUGUAUCUUCCAGCUCCUAGGACUGUUCCGGUUGUACUGUAGGAGAUCCUUUUCUCUGAUUAAAGACAACGCUCUGAAAUAAGGAACAGUUUGUUAGUGCACGUGAACUCGAACAUUUGUUCACGGAUUCUCAUCGAGUGGAAUGAAGAUUUUAAACAGAGAACGUUUCUAUGGAAACACAAUCCAAGAAAUGUUGACAUUAUCUCGUAGUUUCGGAACUGUUCCCUUAGGAAUAUGUACAGGCGAGAGUCGUUCCUUCUUUUUUAUAAUUUCGACAUGAAAAGGAAAGGCACGUUAUCCGCGUUACAGCAGAAGAGAGUUAGUCCCCUUUAUACAAAGAUGACGGGUAGACAUUGCCUACCCCUGAACUGAAUAUGUAUAUGAAAUUGUAUGUGUUUUACAAAAACAGUUAAAACACCAAAGAUCUGGUUGCACUAAGUGUGAUUAUAAAAAGCAACAGAUCUUUUAUUCUUAUACUGUAAUUUUUAUAUUAGAUUAUGAUAUUUAUGUCUCAGAAAUUUUGUUUUUAUAUCUGAAAAGAAUUGUAAAUAGUGAUGUAAAAAGUGUAUAUAUAUAUACUGUGAAGAGUUUUACAAUUUUUUAUCGUUGUUAUAUCAGUAUAUAUUAAAAUGUUUCGUGUUCAAACUAAAAAUCAUAUUAUAAAACAGGGUCAAAUACUUAGAAAACGUGUUAUGAUACUGAUCAUCUAGGUGUGAGGGUCAGAUAUGAUCGUUUCAUUUUCUCAAAUUUCGCUGAACGAAUAAAUGUUGUUUUAUUAUUAUUAAUUCAUUUUUUUUUUCAUUCCAAACCAAAUUUCGCAAAAAAAUCUUCGCUGAUAAAAAUAAAUAGAUUUUUGAAGUAACAAAAAAAUAACAGAAAUUAGGUAUAUCUAAAACAUCAACUGGUAAAUAUGUAUGUAUACCAAUAUGGAAGUGAAUGGUAUUUUUACAAUGUUACCAUGGAAACAAAGAAGAGAAACGUCAUCAAUCUCGAUUUUGUUUUGUUUUGUUUUUGUUUAUACGACUUACUUUGGCAUAUACCUCACAAUUUAAUGUAUUCAGACAGGGUCUGUCCAAUAGAUUUUUUUCUAUGUGAAAGCACCUUAUUCUGACAAACUAGAUGAUAAGUAUUGUUGUAGAUAUAGCUAUAGUGACGUCAUCUUUAGCGUGAUUACGUCAUGCGCGGUACAUGCAUCUCUUCUAUUAUCAUCAUUUCCGGAAAAAAAAACACCAUAAGAUCAUGCUGAAAAAAUUAUCUUGACAAGGUUAGUGAAACAAACAAUUUUGCUUAAAAAGAACAACACGUUUUUUUUAAAACACCAUUUAUAUUAAUUGAUUUUGAUAUGAAUGAAUAAAAUGAAAAUACUUACGUGUAAUCAUGUUUUUGAUUAUAUGUCUCAAAAACUUUCGUAUCUCAUUUAGAAAAAAAGACCACGAACAUUUCUUUUCUGUAAUUUUAUCUGCCAUAUCAUUUUUGUAAUUUCAAUUACAUUUUUUUCUCAUGAAUAUUUGAAAAAAAAACUAAACUUAAUUACAUCAACACAUUAGUUCUCUAAAUAUAGAUAUAAAAAUUUCACACAACGAAAGUUUUGUAAAGGAAAAAAAUAACAUACAGAGAAUAAAAAAAAGAUAUAAGAAAAAUAAUAUCUUGAUAAAAUUGUUGACCAAUCAAGAUUUUGGUAAAAAUUAAUAAAGAAAACAGCAUGAAAAUAUUUGUGAGUGUAUAAACAUAUUUCGAAUUCUUUUCUUUUAUUUUCGAUGUUAUAGCUAUUAGUUUUGUAAUUACAUUUUGUAUUUAAUAUUUAUUGCGUCCUCCAUCAAUAUUCAUCAACUUUUCAUCAACUAGAAAAAAUCAUGGGUUAUUUAUUACAUUUUUUUUCUUUUGAAAACGAAAACUGUUGCUUUGUAGAACGAUGUGGUUGAAUUAAGAAAUAAACGAUAACUAUUUUUUGGCUUUAAAAUAUGAUUCAAGAUGAAAACAAGAAAUUUAGUAAAACCGUACCCGGUCUCUAAGUUCACUUAUUUAAAUAAGCCUUUAUUUUUUUGAUAACAAAAAUCAACUUGUUAAAAAGAAGUUCAACAUUUAUAGAAUUCACAUAUCAUUUUUAUCAUUUGUUACAGCGUCAAAUGUUUGUUAUUUUUGUUUUGGUGAUAAAUUUAUUUCUAUUUCUAAUUUUGUUUAUAAAAAAAAUAAUUGGCCCAUAAAUACUUACAUUGCACUUCAAUAAAAAAUAAAAAAAAUAACAUGUA